Messenger RNA from Cajanus cajan (pigeon pea), 2458 nucleotides. RefSeq lists its product as uncharacterized. The record is from RefSeq and is a predicted model, not a curated record. Gene Ontology annotation, molecular function: glycosyltransferase activity. Lineage: Eukaryota; Viridiplantae; Streptophyta; Magnoliopsida; Fabales; Fabaceae.
CCAAGGAACAAUUCAAGAAUGAUCGUUGACCCUCAAAGCACACAUCCUUGGAGUACCAAUACAUGUAACUCAUGCUCUUAGUUUCUUCUUGAAAAACAUUUUUGUCAAACUCUCUCUUUGCUAUGAAAAAUGCAUCAAGAACUAUAACACACCUUUUCUUUCGGUGUUUCUUUCUUGAUAAAACUUAAACUUCCUAUAUAUGGUAGGUGAGUGUGAGAGAGAACCAACAUUGCUGAAACCAAUGAUUCCAAAAAGGAAAUGAAUAAGGAUACUAUACUAAUGGAGGAUUGCAACAAUAGAGGAGAAGUUCAUGCAAAUUCAACUAAGAACUCUUCAUCCAGAUUAUCUAUCAGUUUGAAAUCCACGUUAUCUGGAAGAUCAACUCCACAACAUUAUUCUCCUUCUUUUCAGCGACCACAUUCUGGUUUAACACCAAGAAGAGAAACCAAGGGUGGUGCACAGUGUUUUGGGAGCAACCGAUUACUUCUGUGGCUGUUUCUGAUUACCCUUUGGGCUUAUCUUGGAUUUUGUGUUCAAUCUAGGUGGGCACAUGAUGAUAAUGAUGAGGAAUUUUCAGGCUUUGAAAGCAGGCAAAGUGAUAGAACAAACUCAUAUAUUGAACAGAAUCGGCAUCAUGAUUUGUUUGUCAAAAACAUUUCCUUAUCUGUUAGUAUUGGAAGAGAUGGGAACAAAACAAUGAAUGUGGCUUUGGCCAAGAAAGAAUAUGGUGUUCUAUCUCAACUCAAGGCUAGCUCAAAGAAAAGGAGAAGAUCAAUGCGUGCUUUGAGAGGUAAGAGGAGGCGAAAACAUAGAGUUGAGAGUGCUGGUAUAGAGGAGCAAGGGCCAGAAAUUCCUCAAAGGAAUUCUACCUAUGGAUUCCUUGUUGGUCCAUUUGGUUCAAUAGAGGAUAGAAUUCUGCAAUGGAGUCCUAAGAGGCGUUAUGAAACGUGGGAAAGGAAAGGGGAGUUUGCAAGGCUUGUUUGGUCAAGAAGGUUUGUGUUGAUAUUUCAUGAGCUUUCAAUGACUGGGGCACCACUUUCAAUGAUGGAGUUGGGAACUGAACUCUUGAGUUGUGGGGCUUCUGUUUCAGCUGUGGUGCUUAGCAGGAAGGGUGGUUUGAUGCAAGAACUUGGUAGGAGACAAAUCAAGGUGCUUGAUGACAAAGCAUACCUCAGCUUCAAAACUGCAACCAAGGCAGAUUUUGUCAUUGCUGGAUCAGCUGUCUGUGCAUCAUGGAUUGAACAAUACAUUGAACAUUUUCCUGCUGGUGCAAGUAAAGUUGCUUGGUGGAUUAUGGAAAACCGUCGAGAGUACUUUGAUCGUGCAAAGAAUGUGUUGCACAGAGUGAAGAUAUUGUUUUUUCUUUCUGAAUUACAAUCUAAGCAAUGGCAAAAAUGGUGUGAAGAAGAAGGCAUAAAACUGAGAUCAAAGCCUACACUUGUUCCUUUGUCUGUUAAUGAUGAACUAGCUUUUGUAGCCGGCAUUCCCUCUACUCUUAACACUCCAUCCUUCAGUGCUACAAAAAUGGAUGAGAAGAGAGAGUUGUUGCGAAAUUCGGUCCGAAGAGAAAUGGGGUUAACUGAUACUGAUAUGCUUGUUAUGACUCUGAGUAGCAUCAACCGUGGAAAGGGUCAGCUAUUGCUUCUUGAAUCAGCAAGUUCAAUAGUAGAACAUGGACCAUUGCACGACGAUAUGAAAAUGCAAAACUCAUCAGAUGAUAGCAGUGUAGACUUGAACAAUACCUCAAGAAAUUUUAUAAACAGAAGGGAAGUGUUGUCCCACAACAAUGGUUCAAUGGCACAAUCUCUCAAAAUUCUCAUUGGCUCCGUGGGAUCUAAGAGUAACAAGGUCGAUUAUGUCAAAGGUCUUCUAAGUUUCUUAGCAAAGCAUUCCAAAUUGUCAAAGUCGGUUUUGUGGACCUCAGCCACAACACGUGUAGCCUCACUUUACUCUGCUGCAGAUGUUUAUGUCACAAACUCUCAGGGACUGGGAGAAACAUUUGGACGUGUGACUAUAGAAGCAAUGGCAUUUGGUCUUCCGGUGUUUGGAACAGAUGCCGGAGGAACGCAAGAGAUUGUUGAUCAUAAUGUGACAGGUCUUCUUCAUCCAAUUGGACGCACAGGGAAUCAUGUCCUUGCACAGAAUCUCCGGUAUUUACUUGAAAACCGAUUGGCAAGAGAGCAAAUGGGGAAUGAAGGAAGAAAAAAGGUGCAGAGGAUGUUCUUGAAGCAGCACAUGUAUGAGAAAUUUGUAGAGGUUCUUGUCAUGUGCAUGAGGAGCAAAUAAUUGCUUUGCACUUGAAAUAUUCUCAUUCUUUUAUUGGAUUAUCACAUGAUUCUGUCAAUUUCUUUAUAUUCAAAAUGUAAUUCUUGUGCCCUGUUAAUGAAGUAAGAUCAUUUAAGAGGAAAUGAUGUGUUGUGCCUUUCUACAAACCAAAAUUAGUUGACUUUGAAAAUGA